ACAGACUUUAUUUAUGCUGCACCUUUUACACGUCAGAGAACAAAAUAUGAGUCUAAACUCAGAGAGGAAAACAUAAACAACAACAAACUGAACUAAAGUGAAUCUCCUGCUGCUUUUUAACAGAAACAUUUGAUCCCAGAGAGCAGAGCUGACCUUCAGUCUGGUCACUUCUCAUAUUCAGACCCGGAUGGAUCAAAAUCAUUUUCAUUCUCCAGUAAAAGUAAAGAAGCUGCUGCUGCUGCUUCUCCUGUUUGCCUCUGAUGAGGCGGACUGAGUGGCAGCCGCCCCGCUGCAGGCAGUGAAGGGUUAAUCCAAGCUCUGCGUAGGAGAGCGCGUGCCAAACGGAACAAAACCCAAAGCGCCAUCUGUCCCACACACACUUGGUUCUGGCGCCGCGUUUUACGCACAGAAGCGCCGCACCGGCUGCGGGAAGCAGCUCCACUCAGAUUGGAUCAGGUUCGGUGGUCCCGCUGCUGGCGCGUCAGGAAGGAUGGAGAACUCCUCCUCGUCCCCUCGGGACCUGGACCAGAACCAGAACCGGACCUGGACGGACCACAGCGUCCAGUACAAGGUUGUGAGCAGCCUGCUGCUGCUCCUCAUCUGCGCGCUGGGCAUCGUGGGGAACGUGAUGGUGAUCCUGGUGGUGCUCAUCACCCGGCACAUGCGCACUCCGACCAACUGCUACCUGGUCAGCCUGGCGGUGGCCGACCUGAUGGUCCUGACGGCCGCCGGGCUGCCCGCCAUCCCGGACAGCCUGUUCGCCUCCUGGGUGUUCGGCCGCUGCGGCUGCCUGCUCAUCACCUACCUGCAGUACCUGGGCAUCAACGCGUCCUCGGGCUCCAUCACCGCCUUCACCAUCGAGCGCUACAUCGCGAUCUGCCACCCGAUCAAGGCCCAGUUCCUGUGCACGCUGUCCCGGGCCAAGAAGAUCAUCCUGCUGGUCUGGGUCUGCACCUCCAUCUACUGCGUCAUGUGGUUCUACCUGUCCGACAUCGAGCUGCAGGUGUUCGCCAACGUCACCGUGGUCACGUGCGGCUACAGGGUCCCCCGGAAGUUCUACCUGCCCAUUUACUUCUUCGACUUCAGCGUCUUCUUCGUGCUGCCGCUGCUGCUGUCCGCGGUUCUGUACGGCCUGAUCGCCAGGAUCCUGUUCCUCAACCCGCUGCCCUCUGACCCCAAAGGCCGGGAGAAGCGCGCGGCGGCCUCCGCCAGCAACAACCAGCGCAGCAGCUGCAAGAACGCGCGACACUCCAGCUCCACCGCGACGUCGCGCAGACAGGUGACCAAGAUGCUGGCGGUGGUGGUGAUCCUGUUCGCCGUGCUCUGGAUGCCAUACCGCACCCUGGUGGUGGUCAACUCCUUCCUGGACCAGCCCUACCUGGACAACUGGUUCCUCCUUUUCUGCAAGGUCUGCAUCUACCUGAACAGCGCCAUCAACCCGGUCAUCUACAACGCCAUGUCUCAGAAGUUUCGCGCCGCUUUCCGUAAGUUCUGCCGCUGCGGGGCGAAGGGCUCAGACAAACCGGCGGCGUGCAGCGUGGCGCUCACCUACAGUGCCGUCAAGGACACUUCGCUGGUGGAAAGCACAGAUCACUUCGCCACCGAGCUGGAGGAGCUGACGGUCACCGACGAGCUGCUGGCCGACCAGAAGGCCACGUUCUCCGAGUCGUGUGGCUGUGCAAAGGUGAACUUCGGUCAUGACUGGUUGGAGGCCAGCGAGGCGACUGGCGAGUCUCCCGAGGACUAAAGACCUCCAAAGUGUUGCCUAAUGGACUCCCUUAAGUGGGAAUAUUGUUUCCUGAGUGCCUGCUGACCUUUUUAAAGCCAGGCUGCUGCAGGUAGAGAUGUAAACACAGAUCACAGCCAGUGGAGCGCAAUGAGAGGCUCUGAGGCUCAAAGCCAAACAUGCUGUUAGCCGAGAGUGAUGGCAGACGUCGUAAAGCCACAAACACCCCGACAGAUAAGAGCCGCCAUUACGCAGCUGUUAUCAUCAUAUCUGAGUCCGGCCCACGCAAGGUGUUUGAGUCAACAUGGCCAGACUGGGAGUAAAAACACCUUCCCCACUGCAAAUAUGCCCAGCUCUCACAUUUAUGAUCUCUGCAGCUGAGACAGCAGCAAGUCACGCUCACGCCUUCACACGGCAUCCCAUAAAAACAAGGAUCAGCAAGGUGACAACUUCGUUUUCACCGGCAGGCUGCAGGAAAGCAGCGGCACCACGGCUUGAGCCACGCCGCGGCCCAACAGGAACCAAAGCCCACGAAGGGCAGAACCAUUCAGAGGAGCCAGACAUCCAGCAGCUGGG
Molecule: messenger RNA, 2302 nt
Organism: Poecilia reticulata (guppy)
Lineage: Eukaryota; Metazoa; Chordata; Actinopteri; Cyprinodontiformes; Poeciliidae
Gene: trhrb
Product: thyrotropin-releasing hormone receptor b
Biological process (GO): phospholipase C-activating G protein-coupled receptor signaling pathway
Cellular component (GO): membrane
Molecular function (GO): thyrotropin-releasing hormone receptor activity
Source: RefSeq, a predicted model, not a curated record